Schistosoma turkestanicum is the source of this 3422-nucleotide messenger RNA. Lineage: Eukaryota; Metazoa; Platyhelminthes; Trematoda; Strigeidida; Schistosomatidae. The record is from the annotation of a GenBank genome assembly.
CCCAUGCUCUAGAGCUUGUUAUGUAAAUUUAAGUACAGAUAAUUAUUCAUUGUGUGUACAAAAGUAAUAGGCGUGAUUAUUGAUCGCCAACUUAAUAAGAUUUGAAUAAUACUUUGCGAAAGCGCUUUUAUCAAACUGCUUGUAUGUGCUGACUGGUUUGGACGAAAAUGGAUAGUAGUGCAGCAGAAUUCGUUAAGAUGGAAACACCAAUGUCAACUGACAGUGAAAAAUUGUUCCCAAAUAGAGUACACUCAGAGUUUGGAUAUUAUUUUAAUGAUGGGAAAAGAAAAAUUGAUUAUGUAUUGGUCUGGGAUGAACCAGUCCAUGAAAAUAUAAUCAAUAAAGUGAAAAAAGUCAAUAUUAUUUAUCGAAAGACAUUUGAAGAGAAUUUACAAGCAAUCGGAGUAGAAAUUGAGAAAGAGGAUGUCAAAACUGAAAGCUUGAUAACUCAUUAUUUGAAGCUGCAUAUUCCCUGGGACCUGAUGUGUCAUCAUGCUGAGUGCUUAAACCUACGAGCUCCCCUUGAAGUUCAAGACACUAAAAUGAAGAUUUGGUCAGAGAUUUUUUUGAAAACAAUCGGGAUUCCAUCCAUAAUGUCGCAAGAAGUUCCGAACCCUCCUCCUACUUAUUAUACUUGUCCAUUUAAGAAAAGCAAGUUAGACAGAUUUCUUGGACAUGACGAUCCAGAUUCAUAUUUCACUUCUACACAAAGACAUCAAGUAGCAUAUGAUAUUUUAGCUACCCAGGCAUAUGGAAGUCGUGAAAAAGCACAAGUUGGAAUUGAUCGUCUUAUACAAGAAGAAGUUUAUAGUGCUGCAUAUGCGAUUCAUGAGGGUCCAUAUGAAGUAGAUGAAGAGGAUUUGAAACAUCCAGAAAGGUUGAAUCCACGUCAAGUUUUAUAUUGGUAUUGGGCAAGAUGGGGUUGCUGGUACCGAUAUCAACCUGUGGACCAUAUCAGAGUUUACUUUGGAGAAAAGAUCGGUUUCUAUUUCGCCUGGCUUGGUUUGUAUACUGCAUGGUUGUUACCAGCUGCAUUGGUCGGAAUCUUUGUUUUCAUAUAUGGACUUGUAACAAUAAAUGACUAUGUUCCAGUGAAAGAAGCUUGUGAAAGUGAUACAAUUAUGUGUCCUACUUGUGAUAUUGGCAGCGGAUGUCGAUACUGGAAUUUACGAGAGUUAUGUUUGUACUUGAAAAUGUCUUACUUAUUCGAUCAUCCAGGUUCUGUUUUCUAUGCUAUUUUUAUGGUAAUUUGGGGUGUUGCAUUUUUAGAGUGCUGGAAACGUAAAAAUGCUAAGUUAGCGCAUCGAUGGGAUGUGUUAGAUUACGAAAUAGAAGAGGAACGGCCGCGCCCACAGUACUCGGCUCACUGUACAGAAUAUGCGAAAAACCCCAUAACGGAUGUUCUGGAACCGUAUUUUCCUCCUCGCGCUCGUGUUGCUCGAACCUUUGCUGGGUUGAUAUGUGUCAUGGUGAUGGUUGUUUUGGUAUUGGUGUUCAUAGUAGCUGUAAUAAUUUAUCGGUUUUUAAUAAAAAUUCCUUUAUUUCAAAAUAAAUUACUUCGUUCCAAUGCAGAAAUCUACGCAACACUUUCAGCAGCUAUUGUCAAUCUUAUUCUAAUUAUGUGUUUAGGCAAAGUAUAUGAAACGUUAGCUUACAAAAUGACUCAAUGGGAAAUGCAUCGAACACAAAGUGAAUUUGAUAACCAGCUGAUUUUUAAAGUUUUUCUAUUUCAAUUUGUGAAUUUCUACUCGUCUAUAUUUUAUGUAGCAUUUUUCAAGGGACACAUGGUUGGCUAUCCCGGUCAUUACGCAUCAUUUUUUGGUUUACGUAAUGAAGCGUGUGAUAAUGGAGGUUGUUUAGUUGAAUUGGCUCAACAACUACUAGUUAUUAUGGUUGGGAAACAAAUCAUCAGUAAUUGUCAAGAAAUUCUACUCCCUAAACUGCGUGCUUGGUUCCAUAAAUACCGAAAGGGAUUAAAUAAGAGAAACGUCGCUUCAACUAGUGAUCUGAGCUCAGCUCAUAUAUUUAUCGAAGACUACAAACUAAUACCAUAUGAAGGAUUAUUUGAUGAAUAUCUUGAAAUGGUUCUUCAAUUCGGAUUCAUUACCAUCUUUGUGGCUGCGUUUCCACUAGCCCCGUUCUUUGCACUACUUAACAAUUGGAUUGAAAUUCGUUUAGAUGCCAAAAAACUGGUAUGUGAAACACGUAGACCGUUGGCUGAAAGAGCACAAAAUAUCGGUGUUUGGUUUAGAAUAUUAGAUUUUCUUGUUCGGUUGGCCGUGAUUUCAAAUGCCUUCAUUAUUGCAUUCAGGUCAAGUUUUCUCCCUGAACUCAUGUAUAAACAUGAAGUAAGAGGUGAUUUGGUAGGAUUUACAAAUUUCACUCUAGCAUGGGCUCCUCCAAAUACUACAACACAACCAUGCAGAUAUAAAGCUUUUCGAGAUGAUAAUGGUGAAUUUUCAAUGUUUUAUUGGAGACUUUUGGCCCUUCGUCUGGCAUUCGUAAUUGUUUUCGAGCAUGUAGCAUUCGGUUUGGCAAAUGUUCUAGACUUUUUCAUCCCAGAUGUGCCAAGCAGCUUGAAAGAACGCAUUCAACGAGAACGUUUUCUGGCCAAACAAGCACUUCUGGAUAUUAGUUUGGAAUCAAGACAAACGGAAACGCAAAAACAUAUUAGUGAAUGAUGAAUUAAUGAAUAAACACAUGACUCAUUUGCCUUCCCACGCAAGAAUCCACAUCAAAUAUUUUCAAUUUUUGUCGUCAGAAUGUCUUGGUUUAGUCAUCUUUCUUACCUUUGAAAAGUCUGCACAAAAGUAUAAUUUCGUCUAAAACAAAUUCCAUCAAAUACUUAUUUUCUGGUGAAGAUGCAAAGAGAAACUUUAUAGAUUGUAAAUUUGUGUAUAUUGCAUACUUUUGAGUUUAAAGCAAUAUUCAUCUACUAUUUGUAAAUUUAAUUACACUACAGUUUUUUCUCUGAUGAUAACAUGUUAAUCAACUACUUUACCGCUGAUGGGAAAGCUACCAAUCAUUGGAAUAAUAUAACUCUUUAUUACUUCUUUGUAAAUUAGAUUAUUUCAGUUAUCAUGCAAUACUGUUUAGCAAAGUGGAUUAUCAACGCUAGAAUAAUGUUCAGAAGUAAGCAGCACUCCAUAAAUAAACAAAUGAUUAUUUAAGCCCCAUCAAUGUCUGGUGCAUUCAGCAAACAACUGUACUAUAAAGUUUCAGUACAAAACAUACUAUCAUUAAGCUUCCAUGACAUAGCGUCGAAAAGACGUUAAUUUUCUGAAAACAGGAUGUUUCAAUUCACUAAUGGAAUCUGUCAGUAAUAAAUUCAAGAGAGAAACAACACAGGCGGUUACAAUUUUUCGAAUGCCUUAAUUAAACAGUGUAAUUGGAAUUUUAAACACCUGAUACAUACUUUUUCG